Messenger RNA from Coprinopsis cinerea okayama7#130, 477 nucleotides. RefSeq lists its product as hypothetical. The transcript is spliced from 2 exons. The record is from RefSeq and is a predicted model, not a curated record. Lineage: Eukaryota; Fungi; Basidiomycota; Agaricomycetes; Agaricales; Psathyrellaceae. The coding region runs from base 1 to 477 and encodes 158 amino acids.
AUGCCCGGUUUGAACAAAUCCCCCGGUCAGGCUGGUGGUUCUGGCAAAGGCAAAGGCAAGGGCAAGGCGCUAGGCCUAGAUCUAGUGCUCAAUGGAAGAAAUGGGGACUCAAGCAGCGACCACGCCCCCGAGCCGAGUGCCAGUGCCAGCUCUAGCACCAGCCAAGCCCCCGACCUUCCGUCGACGUCCAGUUCUGCAUUGCCCACAGACGGAAAUCCCAAUCCAGACCUCACGCUAGGAAGCGCCGCCGACCAAGGCCAGACUGUCCUUGUCAGUAGCGAUACCCAUGGGCAGGGACUUACGCCUCUGUCAGCGAGGUUCUUGUCUGACGGAGAGACCGAGAGCCACGGCCAGAGCUCGCAGCAGUCUGCCAACGAGACCACCAUGCCAUGCCCGGGUGCCCCUCUCCUACUGCCAAGAGAUCUGCCAGUGUGCUGUGCGCGGCAUGCCUUGGGCACGAGUCCCGACGAGCGCUGA